Suillus bovinus is the source of this 714-nucleotide messenger RNA. RefSeq lists its product as uncharacterized. The transcript is spliced from 2 exons. The record is from RefSeq and is a predicted model, not a curated record. Bases 1 to 714 code for a protein of 237 amino acids. NCBI's taxonomy places the organism in Eukaryota, Fungi, Basidiomycota, Agaricomycetes, Boletales, Suillaceae.
AUGCCUUCCGCUCUUUCCAAGUUGUUCAAAGCCUCAAUGAUAAAUAUCUUCCCUCAUCGUCGUGAUUGUCACUCUAACGACUUGAAGACCACUACGGUCCAAGAAACUGGGACUUUCAGGACACAACUCGUCAGACAACAACUUGAGCACCAGCCAUUUGAACUUAUCCGUCCACCAAAGCAGUUGCACAUCAACCCGAUCAUAGGCCGUCCUUAUGUCCAGUACUAUGGAUAUGCAAUCCCCCAUGACUGGCUCAUUCGUUUCGCGGAAAGAGAAUGUCCAGAAGUGUUACUUGAACGCGAUCACAAAUGUUACAAGCAUCACGCCAUGGUACGAGCACGAGAGCUCAUUUCAGCUCGGUCGGGUUUCUGGUCGUUCGAUUUCAAAUAUUGUUUCAAUCCCAAGGAUGACUCGGUGCCUCCCCUGUGGUUUGAGGCGUUCAUGGCUAAAUAUUUCAAAUCCGGCGAUGACGACAUCAGGGCCGUUCAAAUUGACACCGUUCCGGUGUUUGCUGUGUGUUCUGAACAAGAUGAAUCGUUCAAAGAACGUCCUACGCAGGGACAGAUGGAUAUCAUGACAGAGUUGAUCGGGUAUGCACCACGAUGGUGGCAGUUACAUACACCAGGUAUCAUGAUAUUAUACUAUUGUGUGAUUAAACGAGAUAUGGAUUCCAGUGCUGGUGCUGACAGCUGUCCACUUUUGAACAUCAGCUAG